This is a messenger RNA of Glycine soja, 2489 nucleotides long. RefSeq names its product probable glycosyltransferase At5g03795. The coding region runs from base 864 to 1418 and encodes 184 amino acids. The transcript has 3 exons. The record is from RefSeq and is a predicted model, not a curated record. Lineage: Eukaryota; Viridiplantae; Streptophyta; Magnoliopsida; Fabales; Fabaceae. Gene Ontology annotation, molecular function: glycosyltransferase activity.
AACAUUGGAGGUGCAAGAAGAAACAGUGGUGCAGGAUGUAACUUUUAAAAAUUUGUAAUCUAUCUGAUGGAUCGAAUCGAACAGUAACACUCUUAACCGGCCCUAAGUUUCUGCAUCAUGUCACGGUGGUCAUUUGUUUCCUGCACGUUUACUAUUGAAUCCUGGAUAUCUCAUUGUAUACAGAAAAUGUAAUGGAAGGUGGUUUGGAUUCAAUUACCUCUUCUUUACUUUUUGUUGCUUAGUACCGUACCGGUAUGUCCAAUGUUUGUGUUCGUUUUAUUCUUUGUUUCUCUGUUUAUUCUUUCCAUUCACUUUCUCUGUUUCCACACGCCAUGCUUCGUUCUUCCUUGCUCUACCACUACUCUCAACACCGUGUUGCAGUCUCUUUCAGAGGCUUCUUCUUCUUCAUCCCUACAACCGUAGCUCUCUUCACCUCUCUCUUCAUUCUCUUCUACAUUUACUCCACUUCUAACCUCUUCAGCCAUCACCACCAUUCCAAUUCUCAUUUCAUAUCACCCUCUCCCUUUUCCACCACACCCCUCUUCAUCCCUGUCUUCCACAACAACGCUUCUGACUCCACCAACACCAAGUUUCGGACUUUCCAAUUGGGCCAUGGCCUCAGACCACAAAGUCAACGGGGUCUGCCUCUGCCACUGCAAUUCAGCUCAAAGGGAAAAUUUGAGAUUAACGACGUGUGCCAUGAUAGAGAUAUCUUUCUGGAAGACUAUAAAGAAAUGAAUAGGAGCUUAUAGAUACAUGUUUAUCCUCACAGGGAAGAUGAUUCUUUUGCAAACGUGCUUUUGCCUGUUGAAUCUAAACCUGGUGGCAAUUAUGCCAGUGAAAGUUACUUCAAAAAGGUACCUAUGAAGAGCCAUUUCAUUACAAAAGACCCAACAGAAGCAGAUCUUUUCUUUCUGCCCUUUUCCAUAGCAAGAUUGCGGCACAAUCGUAGAGUUGGUGUGGGAGGUAAACAAGACUUCAUUAGAGACUACAUUCAGAAUAUCAGUCACAAGUAUCCAUAUUGGAACCGCACAGGUGGUGCCGAUCACUUUUAUGUUGCUUGUCAUUCAAUUGGAAGGUCUGCCAUGGACAAAGCACCAGAUGUGAAAUUCAAUGCCAUUCAAGUUGUAUGCUCAUCUAGUUAUUUCCUAACUGGGAAUAUUGCUCAUAAGGAUACAUGCCUACCACAAAUUUGGCCAAGAAAAGGAAAUCCCCCUAUCCUUGUUUCAUCAAAGAGGAAAAGGCUAGCUUUCUUUGCUGGAGGAGUAAAUUCCCCGGUACGUGUAAAGCUUCUCGAGACAUGGAAAAAUGAUUCAGAAAUCUUUGUGCACCAUGGAAGACUUAAAACACCAUAUGCAGAUGAACUGCUAGGAAGCAAGUUCGGCCUUCAUGUUGUAGAGAUUCAAAGCAAAAGAUAAAGUGCAUGUAUAUUGGAAAUUAAAUUUUUAUCACUAAGAUUUAGGUGGCUUAAAUGCAAAGUGAAAGAUUACAUUUUACUAGAUGAAUCUUAGUUGAAUGGAUGCGUUGGAAGUUGUUUUUGUUUCAACUUUCAAGAGAGCUUAUUUAUUAUAGUUAGUAACAAUCUUCACUAUAAAUAGAGAAGAUAAUUAGUGGAGAAAAACAACACAUGAAGAGAAUGUGUAUGAGAAAAGAGAUUGUGAAAUAAAGUCACUUUGUUGAGAGAAAAUAUCUUUGUGUGAGAGUGUUAUCAUUUCUUGUAGCCAUUGAGUGAGGUACUCGGAUUUGUAGAGUGAUGAUACACUAUUUGGGAUGAGUUACAAUUUUGUAAUCAUUUUUGUGAUAGUGAAAUACGAUUUGAGACGGUUCCGUGGACGUAGGCAAGAGGUGUUGAACCAUGUUAAAUUUUUGUGUUUAUUAUUAAUUUGUAAGGUGUAAUCUUUGUUGUGUUCUCACAAUCCUUUGUGGGUGUGAGUAAUUUUAUUUGUGACAGUGUUAAUUAUCAACAGUGGUAUCAAAAAGUUGAUUUCCCAACACAUGUUAAGGGCUUUGAAGUGAACACAACUCGCAUUGGAGUGAUCAUUGCCAACUACUAUGACCUUCCAUUUGCAGAUGUGUUAAACUGGAAGAGCUUUUCAGUUGUUGUCACUACCUUAGACAUUCAGCUUGGAGAAGAUAUGAAGGAGCUUCAACAAUGGUAGCUAAGAGCUUUUUAGUUGUUGUCACUACCUUAGACAUUCAGCUUGGAGAAGAUAUGAAGGAGCUUCAACAAUGGUAGCUUGCCGCGACAUGUGGUGAUGAAGAAGGUUACCAUGCAAGGGAGUUUGGGGAUUGUUGUAGUGGCGACAAAAGGACGAUGUUGUGGUAGUGGUUAGGGAUUAUGAGUGACGACAAUGGUGGUGUUAAGAAAGAUGAUGGAAGUGUUGAGAAGGAUGACAGAGGUGUUUGUGAUGACAAUGAGGGAUUUGUUGGCGUCAAAAGUGUUGUUAGUGAUGACAAAGGUAAAUAUGGUAAAACAUAAAGGGACAAAG